AUGCAUACUGCUUUCUCGGACAUCCCAGGAGGCGAUUCAAGGUCAGGGUUUGCAAAGUCCCUCCCGGGCCUAAAGGGCCUGAAAUUGACCCUGAGGCCCUCCCUGCCCUGGGACAGGAGGAGGAGUGUUCAUUUCAUCUGGGGCGGUUCCCGGCGCUCCCUGAGCCCCCGCCCUGCAAGGGGCUCACUUUCUCCAGGCUGGGGGGGAGGGGCGGGGGACCUGAAGCGACCGGCCCCUCCCCCUCCGCGGGCCCAACGGUCCUUCUCCCCUCCUCCCUUCCCCCGCCAACGGUCGCCCCCUUCCCAACGGGCGCGCGCUAGGGGGACGGUUGGUGCGAGAGCGCGUGGCUCCCCUGCCCACCGCAGCCGGGGCGCGCGCGACGUGACGCGCGCAGGGCGCCGGGCUCGCUCCCGCGCUCGCUCCCGGGCUGGUUGCGGGCACGCGGCGGCGGCAGCGCAGUCGUUCCCGGUUCCCCUCGUCCCCGUCCCUGUCCCGGUCCUUUGUCCUCGGCGGCUCUUCCGUGGCUUUGCCGGGAGCCCCGGCCCCGCGAUGAAAGGAUUGCUGGGAAGAAAACUGAUUUUGGAGAAAGAAAACUGUAGAGAUGAACAGUUUAAGAUUUCUACUGUGGAUCUGGAAGACCAGCCUCUGCCUGGUGGGAUUUCAAGCACAGAAGAUGAAAUUGUGACAGAGAUUUUUAGCCAAGACAGUCAAUUCAUUUCGGAAAACAUUAACCUGAAAAGCACAGUGAUCAGCAAGCACGAGGAUGAGGAAGACUUCCAUUCCUUUAAAGAUGCCUACUUUGCUGCGGCUGACCCCCGGGAGACGCUGCUGCACUCGUUCAACCCCCCCCUCAAUGCUGACUGCAGCAGCAAAGUGAAGGUGGAGCGGCUGGUGGACGAGAGCAAUGAGGACGACAUUCUCGAAGACUAUUCGGGUCUGCCUGAGCUCAACCCUUUGGAGGAGACCAUGCUGCCCUCCCCAUCCCAGGUGCAGCCACAUGCCUACAACGUCCACUUCCUGUCUUCUUUAAGGACUCAGCACAGGAACCCUGCCAGUGUUCUGCCCCUGGGAGCCUGGGCAGCCCGGGAAGGAGCGGCUCAUCACAACGUCCGAGUGAUUCCAGUGGAGAUAAGGGAAGCAGUUGGGACCAUCACAGCAAACAGCCAGGAGGAGACUGUUUUUCAGAAUGCACAUGCGCAGGAGGGCUGCUGCAAGUUCCCCCCCUCGCAAGAGCCAAUGGAGAAUUCCAGCUGUUCACAUAAGAAGGAGUCGAACCAGAUGGUAAUAUGUCAGUUGAAGGGGAGCACACAAAUGCUGCGCAUAAACGGUGCGGGCACGAGGGAGCUCCAAGCCGUCCGUUUGGUUCCUCAGUGCCAAGAACCAGAUGUGCCUAAACCUUUGACUACCUUAGUUGGAAGAUUUCUGCCAGUCCCAGCUAAAUUAAAUCUUAUCACACAACAACUUGAUAAUGGCACCUUAUCAUCUGUAGUUAAUGGAAGCACCUUUCCUUCAGGAUCAAAUCUUCAAGGGCCAGCAAAAAUAACUUUAGCUGGAGUAACUCUUAGUUCAUGGGACUCAAAGUCUAAAAAGCCAUGUAACUGUACCAAAUCCCAGUGUCUGAAAUUGUACUGUGAUUGCUUUGCCAACGGGGACUUUUGCAACAACUGCAACUGCAAUAAUUGUUACAACAAUUUACGGCACGAAAUCGAGCGUUUUAAAGCCAUUAAGGCCUGUCUCGAUAGAAAUCCAGAAGCCUUCCAACCCAAGAUUGGGAAAGGAAAACUGGGGGAUAUUAAGCCUCGUCAUAACAAAGGGUGUAAUUGCAAGAGGUCCGGCUGUCUUAAGAAUUACUGUGAGUGCUAUGAGGCCAAAAUUAUGUGUUCUUCUAUUUGCAAAUGUAUUGGUUGCAAAAAUUAUGAAGAAAGCCCGGAACGAAAAACCCUCCUGAACAUGCCUAACUAUGUGGAGAUUGGAGGGGCUGAAGGAAGCCAUCUUUUCUCACCAUCCAAGUUUGCAGUGUUGCCCAAGUUCAGGAAGGACAGGCGACCUUAUACAUGUAUCUCCUGGGAAGUGGUGGAAGCGACUUGUGCCUGCCUGCUGGCCCAAGGAGAAGAGGCGGAGAAGGGGCACUGCUCCGCGUGCCUGGCAGAGCAGAUGAUCCUCGAGGAGUUUGGGAGGUGUCUGUCCCAGAUUCUUCACACGGAAUUCAAAUCCAAAGGGUUGAAAGUCGAGUAG
Molecule: messenger RNA, 2235 nt
Organism: Dromiciops gliroides (monito del monte)
Lineage: Eukaryota; Metazoa; Chordata; Mammalia; Microbiotheria; Microbiotheriidae
Gene: TESMIN
Product: testis expressed metallothionein like protein
Exons: 11
Coding region: 1-2235 (744 amino acids)
Biological process (GO): regulation of DNA-templated transcription
Cellular component (GO): nucleus
Source: RefSeq, a predicted model, not a curated record